UAGUAUUUAUGUAUCCUUUGUCCCUACACUUCCAUUCCUUUCGUUUCUUUCCUUUGUAUCUUUCAAUUCCAUAGUUUUGUCUGCAUACUUAAUCGUUGGCAGAGUAACUUACUCAUCCGGAGCGCGCUGCGCUGUCUUGCUUUUCUUGGUCUACUCUGUCCAUCUCGUCAUAGACAAAUCAAUCAAACCCCUCUCGCAACCAACCAUAUCCAUUAAGACGUCAAGAAACAGACGAAGCCAUGGUUGUACAUACUUUCACUCCGCAUAUCGCGAAGUUUGCCAGGUUCUCUCUUGGAAGGUUCACAAAUCGCUGGGCUAAUGAGGAAGAAUUGAAUAAACCUGCGAUUUUGAAAGAGAACAAGAUACCCAAGAAUGUACCAGCCCAAUGGAACGUUCUUAGAUGGCAAUAUCAGAGCGAGUUGUUGAUCGAGAUUAAGAAUAAAGACAUGGAAAAGACAAGACAACAGCAAGCACAAGACGACGUGGCGUUGGGGAUGGCGGACACAACCGCCAAGAUGAAGGGAUUAAUGGGCGACAACCACCUCUGGAUGUGUGCGGUUUGAAGUGCUAGAAUUCGUCUGGGAGAAAAUCGACUGGAUUGUUAUCGACAUAUAUUACACAGAUAAAAGGGUCUGUUUUACACUUGACGAUCAAAAUGCAUUAUAUGGCGUUUUAUUUCGGAUUGGAGGCUUUGUAUGAUACCAAUGGCUUAAGGAAAUCUCGAGUACUCGUCGGAUAGCAUUAGGAGAGGAAAGGAGAAGAGGCAUAAACAUAGGCUACUGGCAGCUUACUUGGGUUUGAAAGAUGAUUUUUCGAUAACGAUAUAAUAUACAAGUUGUCCU
This is a messenger RNA of Botrytis sinoallii, 842 nucleotides long. RefSeq lists its product as uncharacterized. Lineage: Eukaryota; Fungi; Ascomycota; Leotiomycetes; Helotiales; Sclerotiniaceae. Bases 240 to 563 code for a protein of 107 amino acids. The transcript is spliced from 2 exons. The record is from RefSeq and is a predicted model, not a curated record.